Messenger RNA from Sardina pilchardus (European sardine), 1115 nucleotides. RefSeq names its product inhibitor of nuclear factor kappa-B kinase-interacting protein-like. The coding region runs from base 1 to 960 and encodes 319 amino acids. The transcript has 3 exons. NCBI's taxonomy places the organism in Eukaryota, Metazoa, Chordata, Actinopteri, Clupeiformes, Clupeidae. The record is from RefSeq and is a predicted model, not a curated record.
AUGCAGUGUUCCGAGCAGAAUGUUUCGCACUCAUUCCGCUUCAGGCCGGAGGGUGGCAUUGUCGUCAAAUUGUUCAAGACUCGUCGAGGCAAAGUUUUAGCAGUUUCCCGUUUUCAGUGUCAGAGUCUUCUAGCUGCACUGGAGAAGCUGGAGAGCGAGGCAGGUCCGUCCCAGGUGGCCAGUUUGGAGCAGGAGAUCUCCCGGCUGACCGCCUGGUCCUCGGAGGUCACCGCCAGACGGCAGCAGGCCCAGGAGAAGCUCUCGGCUCUGGGCCAAGCCGUGGAGAGCAUCGGGGAGCGGACCUCCAGCAUCACGCGCGACAUGUCCGCCAAGGUGGCGGCGGUGCGCACUGACGUGCGGCGCAUGGGCGGCCUGGAGACGGACGUGGAGUCGCUGCUGAACCGCACGGGCGAGCUGGAGGAGGCGCUGGCCACCGCCGAGAGGACCAUGGUCAAGCGCAUGGCCGAGUUGCUGGCCGCCAGCAUCGACCGCGUGUCCAGCAUGAAGGGCGCCACCGAGAGGAACGCCCAGCGCCUGGACCAGCAACGCAAGCGUCUCCCCGAGCUGCAGGCCGCCGACAACAAGCUCUCCGAGCGAAUCCUGGCCCUGGAGAGCGGCCGGGCCCGCCUCAUGAGAACGGUGACGUUCGCAGGUGACCUGAAGCCCACCGUCUUCACCAUCCAGAGGGACUUCAAAGCCCUGGAGCCGCGGCUGGACGACCUGACCCUGCGGAUCGGUCAGCUGGCCGGGGACCUGAUGAAGAGCGAGAAAGACCUCGAGGAGUUGAGAGAGGGCCUGGCCAGCCUCGAUGUAACUCCAGAAGGAGUGACAACAACAGAGGUGUCGGCAGAACAGGAUGUGGCCACGUUGACCCCUGACCUCGCCGAGCCGCUCGGCCAGAUUGUCAGUCACACUGAGGGACAACCAAUCAGCAACAGCCUCCCAUCUGGAGAGCUGUGAACACUGGGUUCUCUGUCCGUAGUGCAGUUUUUUGAAGAAUGUAGCCUGCUGUAUGUGGUCAUUCAGGUGUGUUCAGGUAAUUCAUGAAGGGUGGCCAUGCUGACAUGUUAUUACUGAUGAAUUAGUGUGUUAUUAAAUGUGAACUUUGGUAAAUG